Messenger RNA from Medicago truncatula (barrel medic), 600 nucleotides. RefSeq names its product probable phospholipase A2 homolog 1. The record is from RefSeq and is a predicted model, not a curated record. Lineage: Eukaryota; Viridiplantae; Streptophyta; Magnoliopsida; Fabales; Fabaceae. Gene Ontology annotation, molecular function: lipid binding; A2-type glycerophospholipase activity; calcium ion binding. The transcript is spliced from 2 exons. Gene Ontology annotation, biological process: pollen germination; lipid catabolic process; pollen development. Bases 1 to 339 code for a protein of 112 amino acids.
AUGACCAUCAAAUAUGGAAGGUAUUGCGGGGUGGGUUAUUCUGGUUGUCCAGGCGUGAAACCAUGUGAUGAUAUCGAUGCUUGCUGCAUGGGUCAUGACGAUUGCGUUGGCAGAUUCGGUACAUUCGACUGUCUUCCUUCUUUCAACAUGAUUUUUACAGGAGUGACUCAUGUGAAAUGUCAUAAAAGGUUAAAGAACUGUUUAAUUAGGGUACAAAGAGCCGGGAAGGUUGGAUUUUCAAAAGAGUGUCCGGUCAGUAUCGCAGCGCCUACCAUGAUACGUGGCAUGGACUUGGCCAUCAUGUUUAGUUCAAUUGGCAAGUGGCAGGGGUGGCCCUGAAGGUGGGCAAAAGGGGCUCCAACCCAUAGCACAAUUUAUUUAGGGACACUAAAAUUAUUAUUUUUACUUAGUAAUUAAUACUAUAUAGAUAUAUUUCUUAUUAACUCGUUUUGAUUAGUUCUAUUGAAAAUAUAUUUUUAAAUAAUCUUGAUUAUGAAUAAAUUUUUUGCAACAAAAAAUACAUGAAGAAAUACAUUCAAAUGAUUAAAAGGGUAUGUCAUAUCACAUACCAGUGGUUAGACUCUUGGGAGAUUAGAAUUA